AUGAUUGAGGAGAGCUUGUUAGAAACCCAUUUGGAGAACUUGACUGAUGACUAUCAUGACGGCGUAGCGACGCUCGAUCAGCCUCCCAGCGCCAUCGAGGCUCUGCGUAUGAUCAAUCGUUCGCAGCCAGUCAUCAUAAAGGACUCUGUGCGAACCCUCACGGACGGGUCGACGACGUUUGUUAAACCAUUAGAGGAACACAUGUCCAUGGGAACAUUCCUAAGCCGGUUGACUGACGGAGAACAGGAAAUUCACUACCUGCAGUCUCAAGAUGGAAACAUCUAUCGUUCUACACCGGGGGCAAGAGGACCGCCUGACCUAGCCGACUUUCAGCCAUUCAUUGAGAGGGAUACUGUGUGGAUGAAGGAGGCCACAGGAUAUUCAGCCGAGGCCGUCAACCUCUGGAUCGGUGCAUCCCGGAGUACCACCUCCCUGCACCAUGAUCCUUAUGAGAACAUCUACCACGUUUUAAGUGGCAGCAAAACGUUCACGCUUGUGUCUCCCAUCGAUGGGCUGAGGAUCGAGCCUCCCGAUGUGCCUUGGGUGGAGGGUACAGACAUCCCAGCGCAUGCGCGGCAUACGAUAGUGACAUUGAACGAGGGAGAUUCCCUGUACCUUCCUGCAAACUGGUGGCAUCGACCCCCUGUCAAAGAGGAAGCUGACGAGCCCAGCUGGUACACUUCGGAGAUACGCCCAGAGUUCUACGCCUUCGAACGGUUUGCGCGUAGGAUUGCGCGCUCAGCUGGGCGCGAGGUUCUUCCGGUCGACAUUGACGAGGUCGAUGAGGCUGUGUGGGGAAGCGAAGUUGAUUCAGCGGACGAAUGGGACCCGUCUGAGUGGGGUCGAUAA
This is a messenger RNA of Trichosporon asahii var. asahii CBS 2479, 849 nucleotides long. RefSeq lists its product as uncharacterized. Bases 1 to 849 code for a protein of 282 amino acids. The transcript is spliced from 5 exons. NCBI's taxonomy places the organism in Eukaryota, Fungi, Basidiomycota, Tremellomycetes, Trichosporonales, Trichosporonaceae. The record is from RefSeq and is a predicted model, not a curated record. Gene Ontology annotation, molecular function: 2-oxoglutarate-dependent dioxygenase activity.